AUGUUUCGCAAUUGCUGGAUAUCGCUGAAAAUUGCUGCCAGAAACUAUUCGCUAAUUGUUGAUCCGCUCCAGCCAGGACGCAUUAGUAAGUCACAAGCAAAGUCUCGAUUUCCGUUCCCCAGGAUUAUGUCUUUUGACAUCUGGAAUACAUUAUUCACUCCUCGGGCACCUAUUGCACAGCAGUACUAUGAAAUCUCCCACGGAGAGUUCGGUAUAGAUAAGCUGUUAUGCAGCAUAGAAACAGAGUUUCCUGCCGUGUUCAAGCGCAUGGAACUGGAGUUCCCAAAUUACGGGAAGGGCAUGCCAGGAUUUGGAUCCAGCAAUGACUGGUGGCGUGAACUCAUCACGCGGCUCUACGCAAUGCCAAAAGGCGACAAGACUACUAGCGCCUUAUGCACUCGCUUAAUCGAGCAUUUUUCAGGCAGUGAAGCCUAUGUUCUUUUUGAUGACGUCAUUCCCGUCUUGCAGAAUCUUCAGGAAAAUGGAGUCAGGGUUGUGGGUGCGUCCAACUCAGACUACCGCGUGUUUUCUGUGAUGGAAAGUCUUGGGAUCUCGGCGUACUUCCCAAAAAACCGUGUGUUUUUGUCCUACGAUUUGGGCGUGACCAAACCCAGCAGGCAGUUCUUUCAGAAGGUCUCCAAACCAUACUAUCUCGAAGAUUUAAAAGAGGGCAAGUGUAAAAACCUCAAUGAUUUCUUGGAAAACGCAUGGCACGUGGGCGACCAUUAUGAAAAAGAUUUUGUAGGUGCCGUCAAGUCCGGAUGGAAUGGCGUACUCCUUGACCGCAGCAAGAAAUCAGUGUUUUUGAGCCAUAAGCCACAAACGAAGGUCAUUUCAAACGACUGUUUUGAGGGCCAAGCUGUGGAUUCAUUAGAUGGAGAAGACUUGGUGAUGAUUUCCGAUAAUCGGGUGUGUGUUAGUGGCCUCGGCGAGCUUUUGAGGCUUUUUGGGUAUGACGAACAAUAA
Metschnikowia bicuspidata var. bicuspidata NRRL YB-4993 is the source of this 966-nucleotide messenger RNA. RefSeq lists its product as uncharacterized. The coding region runs from base 1 to 966 and encodes 321 amino acids. The record is from RefSeq and is a predicted model, not a curated record. The transcript has a single exon. Lineage: Eukaryota; Fungi; Ascomycota; Pichiomycetes; Serinales; Metschnikowiaceae.